AUGUACCACCUCGUCCGCUCCCUCUACCUCCGCUACACGUCCAAACCCGAAUACUCCAUUCUCCUCUUGGGCCUCGACAACGCCGGCAAAACCACCCUCUUGAACCAGAUCAAGGCCCUCUUCUCUACCACCGCUACCAACACACCCGACCCUCUACUGCCCCCAAACCCCACCACCACAGAUUCAACCACUGGAGCGGAAGAAGGCGCGUCAAGCACAGCAGGAAAUACAGUCCCAACAGUAGGACAGAAUGUCGCGACGAUCGACCUGCCAGAGAUGUAUCUGAAGAUGUGGGAUGUGGGCGGACAGAUGAGUUUGCGGCGGCUGUGGACGGGGUAUUAUCGGGUGUGUCAUGCGGUUGUGUUUGUGGUCGAUAGUAGUGAUUUGGGGAGCGGCGGAUUGGAGGGGUUCUUUGACGAGCCUCAGGGCAGGGUGAAUGGGGUUGGGGAGAAGGGUGCGGAUGGGGCUGAGGGGGCUGCUGGUGGUGGGAGCGAUGGGUCAAGGGGAGUAGGGACGAUAGGCAGAGGGUGGCAAGGCGGCGGCGCACGACUGAAGAGUUUUCGGAAGAAUAGUGCGUUGGGAGACGGCGACGACGAAGGAGAAGGGAAGGACUGGGCAUGGCCGAAAACGCCCAUGACGCCUAUCACGCCGGGCGCAUUACUUGGUGGACUUAAUCACGGCCGCCUCGAAGAAGCGCGUGAAGUUCUGGAGUCCGUUCUCGGACAUGAAGACAUGGGCGGCGUCCCCAUUUUAGUGCUCGCGAACAAGCAAGAUCGGGAAGAUAGUAUUGAGGUGGUGAGGAUAAAAGAAGGCUUCGUGAGGAAGGUGUUUGAGGGGGAGAAGGGCGGGUUGAUCAGGGAUAGUAGGGUACUGCCGGUGAGUGCGUUGAAGGGGACGGGGGUGCGGGAGGCUGUGGAGUGGGUGAGGAGUAGGGUUGUGUGGAAUAAGGAAGGACGGCCGCCGGUCAUGCGGUGA
Molecule: messenger RNA, 975 nt
Organism: Cyphellophora attinorum
Lineage: Eukaryota; Fungi; Ascomycota; Eurotiomycetes; Chaetothyriales; Cyphellophoraceae
Product: ADP-ribosylation factor-like protein 3
Exons: 1
Coding region: 1-975 (324 amino acids)
Biological process (GO): intracellular protein transport; Golgi to plasma membrane protein transport; protein localization to organelle
Cellular component (GO): Golgi apparatus
Molecular function (GO): GTP binding; GTPase activity
Source: RefSeq, a predicted model, not a curated record